AUGAAUAUAGACCCAACAAUUAGCCAUGAAAUGCUCUUCAGUGAACGCCCGCGGACUGCUUUUACAAUGUCUCCGGAUCAGGCACUUUUCAGUUUGGUUAAGGUUAUGCUUGGAACUGGACUUUUGUCGUUGCCGUUGGCUUUUAAACAUUCUGGACUUUGGUUAGGACUUUUUCUUCUCAUCAUUAUUUGCGGUGUUUGUACAUACUGCUGUCGAAAUUUGGUUCAUUCUUCUGUAUUUCUAUGCAAUCGAAAGCGACAAGAAAUUAUGGACUAUGGAAACGUUAUGAGAAAUGCAAUUGAAUGUGGACCUCCAUGGAUUAAUCAACGUGGAUAUUUCUUUAAACAAUUAGUCAACAGUACAAUGUUUAUUGCGCAACUUGGAUUUUGUUGUGUUUAUUUUGUAUUCAUGGCUGAUAAUUUAAAACAGUUCUUUGACGAAACUUCAUGUAUCCAUAUAUCCCAGGCUGGAUGGAUUGCGAUGCUGUUAGUUCCUACUUUGGGGUAUUUUUUAAAUUAUUUUUUAAUUUCUUUUGGGGACAAAACGUGGAGUACUAAACCCCCAAGAGCCGCCGAAAUAUCAAACUUUUAAAAAAAAUUGUUGAAAGGUUGUUCUAUCAAUGGGGAAGGUUUUGAUUAAUUUGGGAUUUAUUUAUCAAUUCAUUUACACAGUUUUGGUAUAUCGACGGCUCUUGUUGGUUUGGUAUUUGGCGUUUUUUGUUUGUUUGGUUUUAGAUGUUUUAGUAUUCCGGGAUCAUACCAAAAAAUAGGUAUUUUACAAUUCUUAGGUCAAAAAUCGAAAGCGAAGACUUUUUUUAAGAACUUUCACUUCAUUCUCCUAAAGAAAAAAGGGGGCCGCGAACAACGAAAAAUAAAUGUUGUUAAUAAAAGUCUAA
Messenger RNA from Meloidogyne enterolobii, 895 nucleotides. Lineage: Eukaryota; Metazoa; Nematoda; Chromadorea; Rhabditida; Meloidogynidae. The record is from the annotation of a GenBank genome assembly.